Messenger RNA from Nasonia vitripennis (jewel wasp), 3748 nucleotides. RefSeq names its product transcription factor Dp-1 (gene Dp). Bases 835 to 2289 code for a protein of 484 amino acids. The record is from RefSeq and is a predicted model, not a curated record. The transcript has 10 exons. Gene Ontology annotation, biological process: regulation of transcription by RNA polymerase II; regulation of cell cycle. NCBI's taxonomy places the organism in Eukaryota, Metazoa, Arthropoda, Insecta, Hymenoptera, Pteromalidae. Gene Ontology annotation, cellular component: nucleus; transcription regulator complex. Gene Ontology annotation, molecular function: DNA-binding transcription factor activity, RNA polymerase II-specific; RNA polymerase II transcription regulatory region sequence-specific DNA binding.
CGAGCAGACCACGUGACGGCCCGGCCACCAAUCAGCUGUUCGACUUUGUGCUGCCGCGCCAAGCUUCCGAAUCGGCCCGCGGCGCAGUGCAGCUCGCCAGCCAGCAGCAGCAUUCUCUCCCUGCCGCCGCGAUUCAGUCCGUGUAGCUCCGUGUCCGUCCCCCUUGGCUGGCACGCGCGCGCCCUACCUACCUCCGUCGCAGCUCGAGUGACUCCCGCGCCUUCGCGCACCAGCUACCCGCGAGGCCCGAGUUCUGCGCCGAGAGCCAGCGAGCUCGCCCCAGUGCCCGGAAAACCGACCAGCCGCACGUACAGCUCUCUCAGGGAAAGACGCGGCGGCCAGCGUGCAAGCAGCAGGCCGGCGAGGGCCUCCACCGCCCGGAGCGCGACCCCGAGCCCCCCCGGCGCAGCCAGUCCCGGAGCUCCGGAUCCCGGGCCACCUGCGAGCCGCCGGAGCCCCGAGCAGCCGAGAGCACAGUCGGCGAAAGGCGCGAGGGGAAAUAGCGCGCGCGCGCGCCCGCGCCAUUUUGGAGCCAGAGCUGCGAGCGACGUGCCUCUGCUGCUGCUGCUGCUGCUGCUGCUGCUGCUACUGCGUGUCCAGCACUCGCGAGAGAGACUUCGCUGCACAGCCAUCGGGCCCGGAAGAGCAGAGGAGACCGCGGCUGGCCACGACGCUGUGCUAUGUACCGGGCCCAGCAGCCCGCCUCCUCCUGAGUGCCUCGCGUAGCCGCUGCGACUCAGUCUCCAGUCGUGCCUCGACUCGGCGUGCCCGUAGCCUCCGCUGCCGCUGCACCUGUCGCCUUCUGCGGAGAGCCGGCGACUACCCUCGAGAUACAUGUCGUCCGCGACGAUGACGCAACAAAAUAAGACCAUGAAUUUCCUCAUACACGACGCCAAUGGGCACCCACAAGUUAUCAAAGUGGUUCAAAGCACACCCAACAAAGCUCUCAGUGGCAUUGUUGGGACUACAAAUGCAAACCUCAAGGUCUUCAAAGCACCUGGUCAGGAACCUCAGGUUUUAUCUUCUGCGGCACAAGUUGUCAGGACUAUAAGCUUUCAAAAUUCAUCAAAUACAGGGCAGAGACUGUUGACAAUACCCAUACAAAAUGCAAAAGUACAAACUGUACCCACAAUGAAACCUGCUGAUCCAAUGAUGACUAAAACAAUUCAACUGACAUCUGCUCAAAUGAGCAAUAUAAAACAAGCCAUUGUAACACAGCAGCAGCAACAACAACAAAGUGCCAAUCAACAACUGAUAAAAGAUGCUUCUGGAAAAACUUUUAUCAGUCCAAUCUUAGAUCACACAGGAAAUCGGAAACGUCAGGAUACAGAAGGAAGCGACUUUAUUCCUGAGUACCCUUUCAGCAAACGCAGGAAAACAGAGAAAGUGGGUAAGGGCCUUAGACACUUUUCUAUGAAAGUGUGUGAAAAAGUUAAGAAGAAGGGAACUACUUCAUACAAUGAAGUAGCAGAUGAGUUAGUAGGAGAGUUCACAAACCCAACUCAUGCAAAUUCACUAACUGAUCAGCAAUACGAUCAAAAGAAUAUACGAAGAAGAGUAUAUGAUGCACUGAAUGUACUCAUGGCAAUGAACAUAAUUUCCAAAGAAAAGAAAGAAAUCAGGUGGUUAGGCUUGCCCACUAAUUCGCUUCAAGAAUGCAUGGCUCUGGAAAAAGAAAAAAAGAAAAGAUUCGAGAGGAUAAAAGCAAAAACACAACAGUUGCACAGAAUAAUAUUGCAACACAUUGCUAUCAAAAAUUUGGUUGAACGAAAUCGUAUUAAUGAGGCCAUCAGCGGUCCGCCAAAGCCGAAUUCUGCGAUCCAGUUGCCAUUUAUUAUAAUCAAUACAGACAGAAAGACCGUUGUAAAUUGCAGUAUUUCUAACGACAAAACUGAGUACCUGUUGAAUUUUAAUGAUAAGUUUGAAAUACACGAUGACAUCGAAAUUUUAAAAGAAAUGGGACUAGCUUAUGGUCUUGACAAGGGAGAAUGCUCAGAUGAGAAUCUGCAUAAAGCCAAAACAAUGGUUCCAAAGGCCCUGGAAAAAUAUGUUGAACAAAUGGCAUCUGGUGAUUUGGAAAAAUUCAUACCCGUCACAAUACCUGGACCUAGUACGUCUAUCGAAGACAUCGAUAUAAAGAUUGAAACAUCUCGACCACCUUCAUCAUCGCAUACUUCACUCUCGGAAGACGCCCCGUCGCCACCCUCACAGUACUUCUCAGAAGAGGAAGAAGAGGACGAGGAAAGCGAUCAGGAAGAUCAUGGUGACAGUGACAUGGAAAUGAACUAGCACUUUGUCGACUUUGACGAAGGCUAGACUCGGGGUCCGUUCGCUCUUCAUAUAAAUGAUUCAACUUUCUCAACAAGACAAAAAAGAAACAGUGAAAAAUUUGCCGAGUCCUUCGAGGCAUCGCGCAGAUGAUGAUGCCGUAAAGUCGGACGUACGUCUGGAUGUUCGUUCAUUCGCGUCACCUUGUGCGUCGUAAAGACGUUCGUGUAGACUUCAAGAGAAAUAGAGAGAGAAAGAGAGCUCUGUUGGUGUGUGCAACGUUGCGAUUAUGGUGUUUAUCGUUAUUGCGAGUUUUUACGAGUGUUGCUCAAAUACGUGACAAUGUUGAUGUGUAUAAUUUUCAAGUUAUUUUUGCAAGGUUUAUAAAGAGAAAAGUAUGUUUAAGAAAGGGUGGUGUAUGAAAUAAAAUAUAUAACGAAGAUGUGGGGGGUAUACAAAUUUUAUUGUCAAAGAUUCUUUGGAAUCUGUCUCGUAUUUGAGUGAGCGACAUAUAUUGUUAAAAAUUGAAUUUCUGUACGGAAGUAAACCAAAUUUUUUGGCAGAGAUACAGAUCUUGUGUGAAUUUUGCGUCGACUGGGGGCCAACCAACAACGUAGAACGAGAGAGAGAGAGAGAUAGAGUGAGAGAGAUAAAAAUAUAGAACACUAUAGAGAACACGAUUUCAUUUGUUUAUUGCAUAGUCCAGCAAGCAUGUUUUUGAUGAUAAAUAAGAGUACGUAAUGACGAUUUAAGAUAAUAAAUCGAGUUGAGAAUGCAAAACGAAAGCAUCAGAAUCUUACUUCACAGAUAUGCAGAGUGACUGAAAAAAAAUUCGGUGCUAUUUUAAUCGUGCAUCGUCUAACAGGUUUAUAUGCCUAGUAUAAAUGUAUUGUAAAUUAUAAUCUUAUAAUAUUAUCUACGGUACAUGUAAAAAAAUAUAACUACUACUACUCAUUUUUCUUAUGGCACAUUUAUAUAUCUCUGUGGUACAAAACAGAACACAAUAUGAUGAACAGACAUGUGUCUGCCUCGAUUUGGAAAUACAAAUAAAUUGUAAUACUAUUACAAAAAAUGACCUUUAUUGAUUGAUCUUUAAAUGCACCUUUUAUUUUUAAAUGUUGAGAACAUUACUUCUGAGUGCAUUUAAACCAAAACGAAAAAUUUUUUGAUAAAAAUUAACGCAUCUUUUUUUAGCAUGAUAUAAUUAUACAUAGAUUAAAGGAUAUAGUGCAGUAUAAAAGCUAAGUGGUGAAAAAUAUUUUGGCUAAACUUUAGAUAGGGUCAAUAGAGCGAAAAAGCUAUAAUGCUUGUUUCUACAAGUGCGAAUAUUACAUUUUAAGUGUCUUUUAUAUAGCAUUUCUGUCUUUAAGCUUACUUUAAGAAAUCACUUAUUUUUGCGAAUGGACGACAAAAAUGAUCUUUAGAAUGUACAUAACUAUUAUAGUCUACAUCAGCAAAUAAAUUGAUAUUAUGCAAAAUA